Hemicordylus capensis (graceful crag lizard) is the source of this 3375-nucleotide messenger RNA. RefSeq names its product cilia and flagella associated protein 221 (gene CFAP221). The record is from RefSeq and is a predicted model, not a curated record. Gene Ontology annotation, cellular component: cilium. The transcript has 25 exons. Lineage: Eukaryota; Metazoa; Chordata; Lepidosauria; Squamata; Cordylidae. Gene Ontology annotation, biological process: cilium movement; cilium assembly. Bases 224 to 2845 code for a protein of 873 amino acids.
UAGGAGUUGAUGGUUAGCCUAGCAACCAACCCGGAGGGAAGCGGCUGUCGCGUGCAGAGGGGUGGCUGCUUGCUUGCUUGCUUGCCUGGGUGGGGGGCCGCCCUGACCCCCACUCAUGCCUCUCUCCCUCUCAGCCCCCAGCUUACCAAGGGCUACGUGGAGUCACCUGCACACACGGGAACAACCAUUCUGAUGUACAGGGAACAAAGUUUUUCACAGCAAGAUGGAAGUGGUGAAUUCACGCCAUACUGACUUCAGCAGCAACAAAGGAUCUGUUAGGAAAGUUCCAUCCCUUCUUCUGGGCAGCUUGGUGGAGGAGCCUAAAAAAGGAGCUGAUGUCCCCAAUCACCUCCUGGAAUCCAAGAUUUAUACAAAACUUGUAAGAAACAAUGUCAUACAGGCAGAACCAGCCAUAAUGCAUUAUGGAGGGUAUGAAAUUGAAAAACAUCACCAACAAAUUCUGAAACUUGUAAAUAUUUCUGGCGAUCUCAUAAACCUUCACAUUAUUCCACCCCAGACAAAGUACUUCCAGAUCAAGUACAGCAAAACACAUCGGCUUGUCCCUGGCUUGUCCUUUGCUAUUACAGUUGACUUCUGUCCUGAUGAAUGGCGAUAUUAUUAUGACUGCAUUCGAAUCCAUUCUCAGGGAGACAACACUUUGCUGGUACCGCUACAUGCCUAUCCUGUGAUGAAUGCUAUAGAAUUUCCUUCCUAUAUUAAUUUGUCUGAUGUUUCACUGGGACAGUCUAAGAAAUAUGUGAUCCCUUUGCAAUGCAGCUGUCCCAUAGAUUUUGAGUUUCACAUUGAGCUUCUUCAGCCUCACAAAGCCUUUACUGUUCAUCCAACAUCUGGAAUAAUUCCAGCCAAUGGGAAAGUAGAAGUAGUGGUUACGUUUAUACCAUUUGAAUAUGGAACAGCCCAAACCAAAAUUCAGUUAUGGAUUUCACAGUUUAACUCAAAACCUUACAUAUGUGCCUUCACAGGAACAUCAACACCACAUCCCAAUUUAACGAGAGAAGACUUUGAGAAGCAAGAAGCAUUUCUACAGAGAAAACCAAAGUCUCCAGAAAAACUAGUGGCAUGUCUGCCACAGAAGACAACACCACCCAAACAUAAACUCCUUAGCCCAUUACAAAAAGCACAGACUAUCAAAUAUAAAAAUCUGCAAUUCCCAGUGGAUUUGUCAAAUCCCCAUGCUGUGGCAACUGUUUUGAUUCAGGAGCCAGGCAAAGUGAAGUUCAAAUACUUAAGAGAAGUCCUAGGAGGACAAGGUGAUGGAGGAGCAAAAACAAAGCACAUGAAAGAAGCUGUUUUUGAACAGAAAGUCAAGCAGGACAUCCAAGAAGAAGAAACCAAUCAACUUAAAUGGCAGGUUCAUUUAGGCAAAGAUGCAAUUACUCCAGCUCUCAAAAAACAAAUUCUUGAGGAUCAGCAGAGAGAACUCCAACAGUACAAGAUUAAAAGAGGAGAUCCCAUUCUGGAGAAGGAAUUUCAAAGGAAGCAUGUUGAAAUCUCUCUCAAACGCAUCAUCCGAAAUGUCGAAGAGUGCCCAGAAUUCCAGCCUACAUUUGAUCACCUGCUUAACAACCCUUGGUACCAUAAAUAUUGGAAUCUUCGAAGGUUCCAACAAGCAGCUCGAAAGAUCCUGAUUAAUUGCCGACUAAACAAUGUGCUACAUUGGCUGCAUGGAUUAUAUAAAAUUGUUAAAGAGCAAGAGGAAGAAGAGAAGUUCAUAUUAGAAUACAGCAGUUCCAGAAUUGUCACAGCAAUAAAUGAGGAUGAAAAGAAAGUGCCUUUUGUACUAACUAGAAGUCGCUUGCUGCGUUUUGAAUUUCCCACUUACAAUCCACCUCGGUGGGCUGGUGAACUGGCACCUGAAGUUCUUGGUAUAGUUCCUGUCAAGUCUGCAGAAGUUCAGCUCAAACAGCUUCACCACUUCUAUGAACUAAAGGUCCCACAGCAUUUCAUCCUUAUGGGAUAUAAGCCAUUCUGUGUACACCAUUCAGCAACCUGUUACAAAGUUCAAAAAUACUCUCAGACUUUGAGGAGGGGUGCUGAGGAAGAGCUGAUCCCAGUAAUACCAGCUUCAGAAGAAGAACCUCCUCAACCAGAGGAAGCACUGGAUACCUCCUUCUUAAACCUUCAAGCUCCUCUAAAUUUGCUUCAUCCUCCAAAUGAUCAUCCACUUCAAGUUUUUAAUCCUAGCCCAGGACUGUAUGAAUUCAAAAAGCCAUUCCCAUAUUCAGAAAGCACCAUUGAAUAUCAUAUUUGCCCUGUUCCAAAAUAUGCCCUCACCAGGAAAUACCCCUUAAACGCCAGUAUUCCAUUUACACAAAAGAAAUUCCUCCAUCACAGGGAAAUCAUUCGUGGCGUAACUAACUGGAGAAAAUUCCCUUCAGUUAUCCAGUUAACCUUACCUAGUGCACCUUCUCUGAACAGCACAUCAGUACCCUACUGCACUGAUCCCUAUAAUUUAGACAUGAUUCCAAAAGAUGUACCUCCAUUUCUGGCUGGCUUGGAAGAGCAAGACAAAGAAAAUGUAAUUGAUGAAGUGACUGAAGAGGAGGCUGCAGUGUUACUUACACCAGAUAUGAUAAAAGCUGAAUUUCCACAGACUGACUUAUCAUUUGAUGAGACUAGAAGCAAGAAAGAAGGAAGUGACAUAAACAUAGACAAGGUAGCUUCCUGCACAUCUCUGAGUACUUCAGCACCAGCUUCCAGAGAUGUGAGAGAAGUUCUGGACUGGUAUUUUCUAACUCAGAGUAACAUAUUUGGACAAAGGCUGCAAGACAAGACUGAGAGUCUGAAAGAAAAAGCAAAUAAGAAACAUCUAAUCCUGGACUAGACACUAUCUCUCUGGCACCCCAUUUCAGUUUGCCUUAAUGUGUCAGCCAAACUUUCUGCAUUUUUAUGUAGUGUGGCUUCCUGUGAAAAAAUAAGCCAUAAAUGGUUAUAAUUUCACAUGAGGUCCCUUAACCAUAUUAUAUUGUAUGCAUUGGAAGGCAGUAUGUUUGCAUUUCCCUUCAGUACCUAUGUUUUGGUGGUUCAGGAAGCAGGUCACCAAACAGCAGGCUUGUGGGGCCAACUUUGCCCCUAAGCAUCCCAAGUGAUUAAAAACAUCACUGAUUGAGUGCUCCUUGUCCCCCUAUUCUUAUUAUUUUACCUAUGAUGAUUAGCCCUGGUAAACCCUUUGUGUAGCUGCUUUGACAACCAAUGUUGAUGUGUAGAUAUUUAUUCAUGUAUGUUCACUCCCUAGCUCACCACCCGCAAAUAUUCAUGCAUUGUGAUUGUUUUUAUAUGCCUUGUAUACAGUGUUAUGCAUUUUAUGUGAGAGCACUUUGUUGCUUUCAAAUAAAAUAUGGAAAUACACAUUCA